AUGGAGACGAGGAGGCUCGGGGACUGGCGGGAGUGUGAAGGCGCUUUCGAACCUGCGAGGAGGAUCAGAGGGGGAGAGGGGAAGGAGCGGGCGCGUGCGAUCAAGGAGGAAGGGAACGAGCUGUGGAAGGAGGGGGAGUACGAACUUGCCGCGCAGAAGUUCACGGAGGCACUCCGUGUGCUGGAGGAGGAGGAAUCCUUGGCCUCGUCCACUAGUGAGAGGAUCAAUUGUAUGAACAAUCUCGCUGCCUGCAACGUGAAGACGAGGAACUUUUACGAGGCCGUGCGGAUAUGCUCGGACGUGCUGCAGAUGGAUCCGCAGAACAGGAAGGCGCGGCUGCGACGAGGAGCAGCGCUGGAGGGGAUGAAACUGUACUCCAAGGCUGCAGCAGACAUGGUCCUGAUCCUGAUACAAGACGCCAAGACUAAGGACGCUGCGGCAUGCCUGCAGCGAUGCUUGCAGGCAAGGCCUGAAGUUCGCAAGGAGGUGGUGGAAGAGAUCUGCGCGAGCAUGGGACAACUCGGAGAAGGAGCAGCGACGAUGGAGAGGAUAAAGUCAGCUCAAGUAAUUAGCGAGACCGUCUUUACGCAGAUUCUGAACCUCCCUGCGGUUGAGGCGAAGGAGGAGGGCCCUACGAUGGAACCGUCUGCCUUCAGCAAGCUUGCGGACAACCAGGUGGCAGCUCCUGCGGGGGGUGGGCUGAAGCUUCCUUCUGCUGCAGCGUCACAAGAGGGCGACAGGAGCGGGAAGAGUUUCCGCGACGUGCUGCAGGAGCAGCUGAAGACGGCAGGAUCCGGGGGGAAGCAGAGCUUGUCUCAGCUGGAGGAUGCUGAAAAAUCUUUGCGGACGCGCAUCGAGGUGCUGGAGGAGAGAGUAGCAGAGCUGGACCCCAGCAAACUCUCGUUGAACCCCGAGAAAGCUCGCAAGCAGCUGCAGAGACUGAAGAUGAACUCCGUAGAGCUGUCGGAACUUGGCCUGAUGAUCAUCGUCACACUCGACUCCUUCGCAGCGGAUGAAGAGACUCGGGAUGCAAGGAAGGCUCUGGUGCAGAGAGUACAACUGCUUGUCAAGAUGUGCGACAAGAUCAAGUCGAGGGUGGAGCAGGAGGCCGAGGAAUUUGUGGUCAAGGACCCCCCGCAUGUCAAAGUCGCAAGAGUCGUCGCCUCGUUCGUUCGCGUCCUCCUUGCUAGGCAGAAGGGGGAAUCGAACCUGCGAGCUUGA
Messenger RNA from Guillardia theta CCMP2712, 1221 nucleotides. RefSeq lists its product as hypothetical. NCBI's taxonomy places the organism in Eukaryota, Cryptophyceae, Pyrenomonadales, Geminigeraceae. The transcript has 8 exons. Gene Ontology annotation, molecular function: protein-folding chaperone binding. The record is from RefSeq and is a predicted model, not a curated record. Bases 1 to 1221 code for a protein of 406 amino acids.